Pimephales promelas (fathead minnow) is the source of this 7910-nucleotide messenger RNA. RefSeq names its product lysine methyltransferase 5C (gene kmt5c). Gene Ontology annotation, molecular function: protein binding; histone H4K20 methyltransferase activity. Lineage: Eukaryota; Metazoa; Chordata; Actinopteri; Cypriniformes; Leuciscidae. The record is from RefSeq and is a predicted model, not a curated record. Gene Ontology annotation, cellular component: nucleus.
ACUCCAGGAGGACAAGACUUCAACGUUCGAAAACAAACGCAGUACAGAAAAAUUUAUGUUAGAAUAAUUCCCGAAUCAUUUCAACUCAGCUGUCCAUUUUUUGGUUUAUGAUCAUAUAUCCGCAGUAGAAACAUCAGAAUCAUGGAAUAUGGAGACAGCAGCAGCAGAUGACUGCAGCACUCGUAACCAACAGGAAGAGCUAGCCUGUUAGCUUUCAGGCGAAUUUCACUACGGACAAAUCGACCAGAAAUUUGAAGGAAAGCCCGUCAGCAUGUUGAUGGUGGGCUACCAUGGAGGGAUCUUAUAGAAUGAGUGUGAGAGAGCUUUGUGAGACAGAUGAUCUGGCCACGAGUCUGGUGCUGGAUCCCUUACUGGGGUUCAGCACCCAUAAGAUGAACAUAAGUCCUCCUCCUGAGAUCCGGCGAUGGGGCUACCUCAGAGAGACCCUUCUGCGGUUUAAACGCACACAUGACUUCCAGGCCACUUUUGAUGCUCUGUUGGAUGGGGAAUGGGUCAGUGGCUAUUUCACUGGGCUGGGUUCACACCGACAUGAGUUGUUAAAGCAGCAUAUGUAUCGCUAUAUGACAGCAUUUCUGUUGGACAACGGAGUGAACAUUGAGCCGUGUACCCGCUAUUCCUCUGAGACAAACGGAGCCAAAAUCACAUCCACCCGACACUGGUUUGUGGGAGAACGGGUGGAGGUACUGCAGGGCUGUAUAGCUGAGCUGAGCCCUGAGGAUAGUGCUGUGCUCAGAGCAGGAGUGAAUGACUUCAGUGUCAUGUACUCGACUCGCAAGAGAUGUGCUCAGCUUUGGUUGGGGCCCGCUGCCUUCAUUAAUCAUGACUGCAGACCUAACUGUAAGUUUGUCCCGGGAGAUAAGAAUGGAGCCUGUGUAAAAGUGGUGCGGCCCAUCUCUCCAGGGGAAGAGAUAACCUGUUACUAUGGGGACAGCUUUUUUGGGGAGAAUAAUGAAAUGUGUGAAUGUUGCACAUGUGAGAGGAGAGGAGAGGGAUUGUUUAAGAAGAGAGACCAGUUUUCAGAUGUGGCUUGCUCCAGGGAUCCUUCUGGACAGAAAUAUGAGUUCAGAGAGACCGAUCUGAGGCUGAACAGGAAUAGGGGAAAUGGCACUCCAAAGCCAUUCCUCACUGUAUCAAACUCGGUCUUGCCAAUGAGGAAUACAUUUUCCCAAAGGACGAAGAGGAACGCCCUUGUUUUGAGCAAGAUGAAAAAGACUGAUAGGCGGAGGAGGGUGGAGCAUUGCAAACAGGUGGAAAAGAGAACACAAAACCCCUUAUCUUUUCCUCACCUCAAGCUAAAGGAGCUGAGCAUCUGCCUCCAUCAGCACAGCACAAAGUUCCUAUUAAGCUGUAAGGACCCCUUGAGCAAAGAAAGGGCCCUGCUCUACCUAAUUGAGAAAGAGCGACCAAAUCCAGACAGGAUCACAAAGAACAGAAAAUCUGUUUCUCCAAUACCCAGCAGGGCUAACAUAAAUGGACCAGAGGAGAGAAAGGGUGAGGAUGGUGAAGUGUUGAAUGGAGACCCUGUCAUUAGAUUUAAACCCUUCACUCUUGGAUGUGUUUCCAGUGUACAUGAAAGAAACAGUAUGAAGGCCAAGGGACGUAAUAUUGAUGCAUCUUCUAUCAGAAUUGUCCACCAGGGCAUUUCCUCAAGGACCAGGAAUAUUCUUCGUAAUCGUUGGAGCACUCCCCGAGCAAGGACUGGAUCUAAACUCUCCAGAUUCAACAAGAGGAGGACCAGACUGAUCAAAUCAAACUCUAAAGUCUCUACAGACCGAAAUGAAUGCUCUGACUCUCAGAAGACAAAAGAUGGGAAGCAGCAAAAAGGAAGUGAGGUUGAGUCCAAGGAGAUCACUAAUCCUGUUUUAAUCUCUCCAGGUAAAACAUGUACUGAUGAAAAUGUACUUCUUGAUGGAGAUGCUGGAGCUAACAGUGACAAAUCAUCACAAACAGAGAGCAUGGUGAUCAGAGAGGCGCAGCAGAGAGUCUUUAGGGAUCGCCUGAGGGAAGUGGCUGGCGACCGUAGACACAUCAGCGGUUCCAUUGCUCCUAGGAAAGGUGAUGUUAGUUAUUGUGUAGCUUCAGAGACCUCAGGGGAUAACAAGCAAAACCACAGGCAGUCUGUAUCUAGUGCUGUAAGCAUUACACCCUCCUUGUCUACACCAUCUCUUAACAGUUCUAUCUCUUUGCUCUCAGGGUUAAAUCGUUACCUCAAAGUAAGUCUGGUCAGGGUGGCUAUCCCAGGAAAACCAGAGGUCGAAAGUACAGGUCAGAGGGAGUUAGACAGUAGAAGAGAUGAGGAUAAAGCAGCAGCACCAGUACAGCAGAGCACAAAGAUAAAUGGGAGCAAAGAAAGCAAUAGACAAGGUAAGAAAGGUGUGAAGGAGUUGUAUUUCAGACCAGUAAAUAUGGAGAGUGCAGAUAAGUACCUCAAAGUAACAUGCGAUUUAGAGAUUGGCAAAACACAGCCUGUUGUGAAAGAACUUGUGGAUAUGCAUGUUAAGGAUAGCCAUAGUGAACAUGAAAAUGAAGGCAAGCAAGAUAAUAAUGUUCUAACGGUUGCAUCUGUUGAGGUCAUUCCAAUUCCAAAAAAAUCUGAAGAUUCUACAAAGAAAAGGAAAGGCGUAGGCAAGGAUAAGAAACAAACAAAUGUUGAGGGUAUACCUGAGGUACAAGAGCGAGAAAGAGUCAAUAAGCCGGGAGAAGGAAAUCACUUGAAAAAGAAAGUGUUAACAGUGCAUUUUGGGAGCAGGACUGUUGUUGUUAAAGAGGCAAAGGUACUGCUGACGGAUAUUAAAAAGAGUUUGAGUGGCAAGUUUAAUCAACAAGAUAAAUAUGCUGAUGACCACCAACUUCCAUGCAGUUACAGUGGUAACGGAGAAGUUGAUAAUACGAAGACACUAUCACUUGCUGACAGUAAUGAGACAAAGGACAAGCAUGAUGCACUUAACAGAAAUGAGCACACUAUUCAGGGACUCACUGCAGCUGAUCAGCCAAAUACACUUCAGGACACUCAAGUGAGAGAGUCCGAAAACACUUUGAUUUCCCCAGAGCCUCCAUCCAUGUUCAUGGUUUGUCUGGAUCAUAGUUCUCAGAGCAGUAUUCCCCUAAAAAAACGAGCAUUUCGAGAAUCACUUGAUACAGACCCAGAACAAGAUGUUAAUGUACCUGCAAAACACUGUACAAAUGUCAAUAAGGACACAGAAUUCAACUCGGACAAUCUGUUACCUAAGCCAAGUGAAAGCAGCAGUGUGGAGACAACAUUGCUGAAAUGUUCAUUACCAGAAUCAAGUCUAACUCAUAGAGGCAAAGUUGGCAUUGGGUCCAAAAAGCGUGGCUCAUCCAAGUUGAAACAAUGCUGCAAAGCUCAGAGUGCUCAGCAUGGACCGGUGAGAAACAAUGUCAGAGUUUGUGAAUACAGGGAUAGCACAAAUAAACCUGUUUGUGAGAGGACAAUCAAAGACCUUAGGAGUGAAAAAUCCAAAAUUGAAGGAAAAUUUGUUAAAUGCAACAUGAGAGAGGAGAACCAAACGAAUAGUGUGGAAGGAAUGGAAGAAAGAACUAAAGGACCAGAGGGCUGUGAUAUUAUGGAUAACAUAGUAGAUGCCAUCAGAGAUGAGUUGUCUACCUCAAAUGUUUUGGAUAAGACCGAAGAAGAGCAGAGGCUAAAUGUCAGAAUCCGGCUUAAGAGGAAAAGGGGAAAGGAGUGGGAAAUGGAUAGUACGGAUGAAGCCGAAAGUCUUGCGGACAAAUCAAGCCCACAGCAAUGCUUGGCUUUAGUUGACCCUUUUAGGGCAAUUUUGGAUUCUGUCUCAAUUUUAAAUGCAGAAAUGGAGAGGAUUCGGGGUCAUGGGGAGGCUGAUAAAGGCAUAGGUUUGGAGAAAGCCACCAAAGCAGUCCAAGACGUGCUAGAGCAUUGCAGAAAAGAAUGCGCAACUAAACCAUGUAAAAGACAGCAAAAAGUAUCAAAAGUUUGCAUCAACAAGAAAAACGGCAAACGCGCACCAAAAGAAAUUGUUCAAGACAGUGCUGAGGUUAUCAAUGCACAACUCCAACAAAACUCCUCUGGUCCAAAAAUUGAAACUGAAAUUGAUGACAUUAAACCUUUACCUUUGAUUAGAUUGUGCAGGAGAGCUGAAGGCAAGUGGGAGGUGGAGUGGAAAGAAGCUCAAAAUGAAGAUGGGACCAUUGAUACUGUGUACAGGGAGCCAAAUAAGUUAACAUCUGUCUCUUCUACAGCAGCAAUACUGGAACAGAUGCCUCUUGGCAAAGUUAAAGAGGAAAACCCAUCUCCGUGCCAGCAAAUAAUGUCAGUGCGUAGUUGUACCAAGGGGACUGAGACCUUCAAAGAUCCAGUGAGUUUUGAAACUUCACCUCUACCAUUAUCCCUUUCACCUUUAUCACUUUACUCUCCCUGCUAUGAUGGGCUGACGGGAGUUAGUAAUGUCAGUGGGAGUAUUGAAGCAAAAGAGGAUAUAAGAGAGCAUGUGUCGGACAAUUCCAAUAUUAAGACUGGAGUUAGUAGGACUGAGAAUAAAGGAAGGAAUGACCUGUGCUUGAGUCACAAUUUGUUUCAGAUUAAUAAAAGUCUGUCAAAACUACAGGCUCUGAGCCAGUCACAGAUAUGUGAGAAAAGUGUUCCCACUAACACCAGUGUAACAUCCUCUCAGAAUCAGUCUCCUCCCAUCUCUCCCUUUUCCACAGAGUGCAGCUUUAGUAACUAUUCAGAGGAUGUGCUUGACUUUCCAUGUUUAAAUCUUGAAAGCUACGAUCAGAUGCCUGCACAAAACAGCUUGGCAAGCUCUUUGAUAGAUUACUGUCCUGGGGAACCACAUAACACAGGAUCCUUCAGCAGCCCCUUCUCCCAAAGUCCCUCUGAUGCAUGGAAUACCGAGACCCCUUACCUAGGAUCCCCAAGCCCAGUAAGUAACUUUAGUAGCGGCGAAGAGCUGAGCUUCCCGGAUCUUGUCUUUGCUCAAUCGGACACAUCCUCAUCUAUUUGUGCGCCUCAACUACUCUUCAAAGAUAAGUUAUGUAAUACAGCCACAAGUUCUGCUCCUCUUCAAGACCCUGAGAAAGAACUGUACUUGACCGAUAGCGAGUUGUCAAAAAGUCCCAUAGAUCUCUUGGUGCAGGAAGAUUCAGCAACACCAUAUCUCCCCAAAGACCUGACAAUGUUUAACAAUGCGUCUACAAGUGCUAAACAGCCUGUACACCCAACUGUGCGCUUGCAUCCUCAGGAUAAAAAGUUAAACUUUCUUGAAUCCCUUGUAAACACAAAGUCCUCUCAGUCAGGCCUUGCUAAAAUUGAUGCUAAAGACAAAACCCAUGGACCUCUCAAUUUGCAAAGCUCUAAUACUAAAUCUGAAUCCGUAAUUUCAAACCAGUCAUCGCAAAGCCAUGGUGCUGGAACUCAGAGUAACCUUGUUACACCCUUCCAUUCCCUCCACGUAGGAAAUAAGUCAACCUCACCUGCAGAGUAUUCAGGUGCGUUCAACUCUGGUAAUGCACAUUUUCGUAGCAAUGACAAGAAGCUCUCUUUUUUUCCAAACCCCAAGAAUGUCUCGAAAACCGAGGUAGGCCAAAAUGCUUGUCAAAUUUCCAUGGCUGCUGGCAGCUCAAAAUCUCACAACAACCUGGAAAGCAUCUUUGCUUGGUCCGGUCCAUCAAGUUCUCACAGUGGGAAAGAAUCUUCAGCUAGAUGCCCUAAUGCUGGGUUUUCAAGAUUUCCUGAAAAUCAGCAAAAAAGCCCAAAGAACAUCCUUUCCAAACAGUAUCCUGCAAAUUCCAGUCAGCAAGGUGAUCACAUUCACCCUGUUUAUUUCAUCAGCUCUAGCAAAACCACAACAAAUGCUUUCAAGAACAUUGCAGGUAUGAAGCCUCCGAUCUCAAGAAAUGAUAAAGAUGCGUCCCUGCCCUCCACAUAUUUAUUUCCCUCAUCUCAAAGUUCUCAAUGUUACAGUACAACACAAAGCAAACUCUCAAAAUUAGAGAAACCCCAUGCUGUUGUGGCUCCCACUCAAAACACUCAACUUUCUGGAGUGUCUUCUAUUCAGCCUAAUAAGAAUCAGAUGUGUCCAAACGUUUCUCAUUGCGAUUCUUCUGAUUUCAACUUCAGCGCCUCUCUUUCACCUCCCGUGUCUCAGCACAGCAGUCCUCAUCUGGGACGCAGAGAAUCCUCAAUCCAUGAGGUCCCAUUGACUAAAACUCAGUCAACCACCUUUGAACACAUUCAGCCUCCUCACCAGUCUUACGUAGUGAACUUCACGGGAGAUCAUUCUGUGACUCUGGGCUACGGUGGCGAUGGUGAAAACUUAAAUUACACUGGUUCAGGACCUGCAAAUUAUACUUACCAUUGUCUUAUGGAGCCUUCAGGAACACAAGGAAAGCUGGUUGUAGAAGCGUGUGGUCCCUCAAACUUCACACCCUCUCCCUCUGUGAGUAGGUCUAAAGUCCACGGAGACCAGAUUGGAAAGGUUCAGCAGCAUCAAGGGCAGCCUGGAACUCACCCAUAUAAUUCUCUACACUUCUCCACCUCCCACUCGCAAAGUACCGCCACAACGGAUCGCAAGCCCAAGAGACUGAGGCUUGUGGUGACUGAUGGUACAGUGGAUCUGGACCUACAAUAUACUGAUUAAUAACAUCCUUUUGUUGUUGAUAUUCUAAGAAGUUAUUUAUUUAAAACUUCAAUGUAAUAAGGUGUUCUUCUUGUUUUCAUUAAACGUAAAUGGAUUUAUGUAAAUUGUCCUCUUCUUAGCAUCAAAACGGACUUUUUUUCUUGAAAUAUUUAAAGACAUAUUUUUAUUAGCACACUUGCUUAAUUAUUUGUAUGCUACAUUUAAUGACGUUUGUUUAGUACAUUAUUAUAGAAGAUAAUAUUUUCAUGCUAGUGGUUACUGUACGUACAAAAACAAAGGAAAAUAGAUAUUCUUUUGAUCCUGUAGUACACAAGACUUGCCACAUGAUGGAGAUGUGGUUCUCCACCAUGUGGAUAUUUCCUCCUAGGCUUUUCAGUUCAGAGUUGGCAAUCUAGAUUGCUUUUUGUUAAAAGGACAUGUCCUAUCAAAUGUGAGGAAAAAUAAGUGUGUAUGUCAACUUGCAUGGUUUAGUGGGUUUGCACAUGAAGGACCAGAGCAAAGUUCAUGUGCUUUCAGUUUUGGAUUGUUUCAAUGGCCAUUUGACAGCUUGAAUAGGAGUGUGCAGUUAAUGGUGCUCAAAUGACAAGCAUAUACUUGGAGCAGCUCUCAGGUGUCCUGUAUUUGGAUUCCUACAUGUCAUGGUAGAGAAGCUUUUACAUUAAAUGCUUACAAAUCACACACAUUUCUGGAUCUUACCAUCUGUGGUGUAAUGACAUGUAAUGCGGAAAAGAUGGGUUGCUAUUCAAAUAAUUGUAUGUGAAUAGCAUUCCCUUCUUUUCCACGCAAAUCUCACAUACUUUUCAAGCACAACUGUGUUUUGACGUUUGAUGCUUUUCCCCCCUCUAACUCUAAACAUUUGUGUAUAUCAUCGUCAUGGGUUUUUGUAUCAUAUUGGGUAGUAUUGCUUUGGUACAUUGGGCAAAUGCAUAAUUUAAUAGUUACCACUUGUAUUACUCUAGAGAGAUGUUUAGUGUCCUUCAGAGCUGAUCCUUAAUCAGACUCACUUAACACUUGAUAGAAUAUUGUUACGAUACUGUACUGUAGCCCUGUAGGUCACCAAGACCCAAAACCUGACAUCUCCCAACUUGUAUUAUUAUAAUUAUUAUUAUUAUUUUUAUUAUUAUCUUUUUUUUUCCCAGUCCAUGUCAGAGAUGGAAGUGUUUGUUGGCUUCUUCUCAGUUAUAACAGUUGCAGAUAUAAGAGCCCUGGGCUGUCCUACAUGUUUUUGACAUAGUUGUGUUAGGCCUUGCCUUU